CGGCGCUGGCGGUGGCGGCGGCCGAGGGCCCCAACGCGAGCGGCGCGGGUGACGGGGGUAGUGGCCGGGGCGCCAACACCUCGGUCCCCGCCUGGGGGCCGCCGCCCGGCCAGUACUCCGCAGGUGCCGUGGCGGGGCUGGCGGCCGUGGUGGGCUUCCUCAUCGUUUUCACGGUGGUGGGUAACGUGCUGGUGGUGAUCGCUGUGCUGACCAGCCGAGCACUGCGCGCCCCGCAGAACCUCUUCCUGGUGUCGCUAGCCUCGGCUGACAUUCUGGUGGCCACGCUGGUCAUGCCCUUUUCGCUGGCCAACGAACUCAUGGCCUACUGGUACUUCGGGCAGGUGUGGUGCGGGGUGUACCAGGCCCUGGACGUACUCUUCUGCACGUCGUCCAUCGUGCACCUGUGCGCCAUCAGCCUGGACCGGUACUGGUCGGUGACGCGGGCGGUGGAGUACAACCUCAAGCGCACUCCGCGCCGCGUCAAGGCCACCAUCGUGGCCGUGUGGCUCAUCUCGGCCGUCAUCUCCUUCCCGCCUCUAGUCUCUUUUUACCGCCGGCCGGAAGGCGCCGCCUACCCGCAGUGCGGCCUCAACGACGAGACCUGGUACAUCCUGUCCUCCAGCAUCGGCUCCUUCUUCGCACCCUGCCUCAUCAUGGGCCUGGUCUACGCCCGCAUCUACCGCGUGGCCAAGUUACGCACGCGCACGCUCAGCGAGAAGCGCACCCCCGCGGGCCCCGACGGCGCGUCCCCGACUACGGAGAACGGGCUGGGCACGGCGGCGGGAGAGAACGGGCACUGCGCGCCCCCGCGCGCCGAAGUGGAGCCUGAUGAGAGCAGUGCCGCGGAGAGGCGCCGGCGCCGGGGCGCGCUGCGGAGAGGAGGUCGGCGGCGCGCGGACGUCGAGGGGGACCCGGGUGGCGCGGAUGGGCCCGGGCCUGGGCUGGCGGCCGAACAGGGGGCGCUGGCGGCGUCGCGGUCCCCGGGCCCCGGAGGACGCCUGUCCCGCGCCAGCUCGCGCUCCGUCGAGUUCUUCCUGUCGCGCCGGCGCCGUGCGCGCAGCAGCGUGUGCCGCAGGAAGGUGGCCCAGGCGCGGGAGAAGCGCUUCACCUUCGUGCUGGCCGUGGUCAUGGGCGUGUUCGUGCUGUGCUGGUUUCCUUUCUUCUUCAGCUACAGUCUGUACAGCAUCUGCCGCGAGGCCUGCCAGCUGCCGGACCCGCUGUUCAAGUUCUUCUUCUGGAUCGGCUACUGCAACAGUUCGCUCAACCCGGUUAUCUACACCGUCUUCAACCAGGACUUCCGGCGGUCUUUCAAGCACAUUCUCUUCCGAAGGAGGAGAAGGGGCUUCAGGCAGUGACCCCUCCCACCCCCGAGCUUCCGGACUGCACUGACUACCGGCAGGCAGAAGGGCCCGGCCUCCCCCAAAGUCCAGGGUGUGGCAGGACUCCAGGGCGCGGCCAACAGAAGGUGGGCCAGAUACACCUGGGCCCCAGGGAGUAGGGGGAGAAAGGGGAGACCCCUUUGCCUUCCUGUCUCAGCAAGGGGCUGGGGUAUAGAUCCAGUUUCUGAGGUCGCUGCUGUGGAGAGUGGCUGUGAGGUUAGGGUUUUAGAUGGCAGAGGGCUUGCAACCCUCAAACUGGUGAGAAGGGAGGCCCCCAAACUCCCACCUCAUGUUCCCUGUGAACAGGGGCUGACUCUCCCUGACCUAAAAAAGGCAUCUGUCUUGGGGAGGGGAGGGGAGGAGAAAGAGGGCACUGACAAUCUCUGAUUACUGAGAGUAUUUAAAUGUUUGCCAAAAACAACGACAGCCAAAACAACCAAACUAUUUUCUAAAUAAACCUUUGUAAUCUGUGUUGGGUGCAGCCUCGGUCCUUAAGCCUGGGUGUGGGGGAACUCUCCAGACCUUCCUCUGAGUCUCCCCCCCAAAACACACUGCAGUAUGAAAGAGGG
Molecule: messenger RNA, 1948 nt
Organism: Nannospalax galili (Upper Galilee mountains blind mole rat)
Lineage: Eukaryota; Metazoa; Chordata; Mammalia; Rodentia; Spalacidae
Gene: Adra2c
Product: adrenoceptor alpha 2C
Exons: 1
Coding region: 291-1355 (354 amino acids)
Biological process (GO): adenylate cyclase-activating adrenergic receptor signaling pathway
Cellular component (GO): membrane
Molecular function (GO): adrenergic receptor activity
Source: RefSeq, a predicted model, not a curated record